Molecule: messenger RNA, 1173 nt
Organism: Cottoperca gobio
Lineage: Eukaryota; Metazoa; Chordata; Actinopteri; Perciformes; Bovichtidae
Exons: 9
Coding region: 1-1173 (390 amino acids)
Biological process (GO): outer dynein arm assembly; cilium movement
Cellular component (GO): axoneme
Source: RefSeq, a predicted model, not a curated record
AUGGCAACAGACAUUUUAAAGGAGCAAUACAACAGCCUGCAGGAGGAGAAUGAUCAAUAUAAGAAGUUCACCAGCGAGCAGAAGGAUAAUUUGGUUUCACUGGAAAGAGAUGUAACUGCUUCAAAGAGCAGGACUCAGGAGAAGUUAACAGUCCCAGGUGGCAGGAAACAGGAAGAGAAACACAGGAAACACAGGAAACGCAUCCGCGUCUUAGAAAACAAACUAUACCAGGACACUAUUAAGUUUGACAAUUUGCUGUGCAGCAACAAGGAUUGCCGCAAAGACAUUGCUCACCUGGUGCAGCUGAAGGGCUCAUUGUGCAAUAGUGAAGAGAAAUCCAACAGACAUUUGGCUAAACAGCAAAACAGCACUGACAAACUGGAAAAGGGUCGCACCCUCGUUUUCCACCAGAGUUCAGAGGCCGAGACCCGAAUGCAGAAGUUGAGGGAGUGCACCCAGGUGGAGACAGCUCAGUUCACCAAGAGAAGGAUGCAACUGAAGAUGAACAUCCACCAUGACGUCAAACUGAACACUUUCAUGGAGACGAAGUUAAAGGAAAUUAUUCCCUUGGAAGAAGAUGAAGACUCCAAGAGAGCAAGAAAGAAACAGCAGCAAUAUCAGACUGGAGUUAAGAAGCUGGAGAUGCACAUGCAGUGCCACAGGACCAUAGUGGAGGUCACCGGAGAAAGAGACCUGCAUCAGAUUGGGCCCAGGUUCACUCAGAAUGAACACAAGAAUUGUACUUAUAUCAGCAACAUCAACGAGCUGCACUGCAAAAGGAACGUGUUGAAGCACGGCACAGACACAAUGAAGAGUAAUAUCCUGUUCCUGGAGCAAGAGAACAAAGGACAUGAUGAGCAGAUUAACAGCAAGCGUGAGGAUCUAGAGUCUGAGUCUGAGAAGUAUAGCUGUCUGUCAGACUCCCCGGACAAGCGGUGCGCUGAGGUUCAGAGGACUCUGGAUGAGCUGACAGCCGCCAUUAGUGGCCUGUUAGAUGAGAUAAUGCCAGAAGCUGUCAUCGUCAAUCUUGACAACGUCGCACAAUUUACCGGUAUCCUUGAGGAGAGCAUCAAUAACCUGCUGAUCCAGGCCAACAGCGUGGAGUUGGAUCCUCAGAGCAUACUGUUAACCAACUCUGACCUGCUACCAGUACUGCCUCUUACACACUUCUGA